Phyllostomus hastatus (greater spear-nosed bat) is the source of this 2026-nucleotide messenger RNA. It is a transcript of the gene SHLD1, whose product is annotated as shieldin complex subunit 1. The transcript has 3 exons. Bases 62 to 1273 code for a protein of 403 amino acids. Gene Ontology annotation, molecular function: protein phosphatase 2A binding. Gene Ontology annotation, biological process: negative regulation of double-strand break repair via homologous recombination; regulation of signal transduction; positive regulation of isotype switching. NCBI's taxonomy places the organism in Eukaryota, Metazoa, Chordata, Mammalia, Chiroptera, Phyllostomidae. Gene Ontology annotation, cellular component: site of double-strand break; cytosol. The record is from RefSeq and is a predicted model, not a curated record.
GAACAUUUCCUUUUGCAGAUUUUUUUCAUCUGGGGAAACAAGAAAAAGUUGCUGAGGGACUAUGGCAACUCAGGAAGCCACUCCAGGCAGCCAGUCAGACAACAGUGCUUUGGAACUGCCGUCUGCUCGUGACAUAAGAGAUUACGUGCUGCAAGAAGCCAGCCUGGAGGCCCCCAGCGAAGCUGUUAGUUCUGUAGAAGCCCUUUCUAUUUCUUCCUCUUCUGAGGUGGACCCAGCUCCCUCCCGCAAGAUGGAAGCAGCUGAAGGAGAAGAGUUACUGCCGCCGCGCCUCCCUGAGCUGUUCGACACCUGCCAGCGGCUUCUGGACGAGGUGGAAGUGGUGGCGGAACCCACCGGUUCCCGGGCAGUGCAAGAGAAGGUGUUGAAAGGACUACACCUCCUGAAGCAGUCUGCCGAGAUGUUAGUGCAGCUUGACUUGUUCAGCCAUAAUGAAGAUUUGGAAGAGAUUGCUUCCUCUGACCUGAAGUACCUGAUGGUGCCAGCACUUCAAGGAGCGCUCGCUCUGAAACGGGUCAACCCCAGCAAGCGGCUGGAUGAUUUGCAGUGGGCUCGAGAACACUUUUUAAUCUACUUAACUCAGUGCCAACACUAUCAUGUGGCAGAGUUUGAGUUACCUAAAACCAAGAACAACUCAGCUGAAAGUAACAUGGCUGGUUCUUCCAUGGCACAUCCUAACCUCGUUGCUAUGGCAUCUCAAAGACAGGCUAAAAUAGAGAGAUACAAGCAGAAGAAGGAGAUGGAGCACAGGUUGUCUGCCAUGAAAGCUGCCGUGGAGAGCGGGGAAGCAGACGAUGAGCAUGUUCGUGAGUAUUACCUCCUGCACCUGCGGAGGUGGAUCGGCAUCAGCUUAGAAGAGCUCGACAGCAUUGACCAGGAGAUCAAGAUCCUGAGGGAAAAAGACACCUCCAAAGAGGCAUCAGCUCCUGGCUCAACUCCUUGGUCCAGGCCUCCAAUGAAACCCUUUAUUCUCACUCGGAAUGCUGCCCAAGCCAAAGUAUUUGGAGCUGGUUAUCCAAGUCUGGCAUCUAUGACAGUGAAUGACUGGUAUGAUCAGCAUCGGAAGGUGGGAGCUUUACCAGAUCAGGGAAUACCCAAGACUACCUCAGAGGUCAGAAGAGGAGCUCAGCAACAUGAAGAGCAAGAACAAAAGGAGGAAGAGGAUGAUGAGGAAGCACUCCAGAGAGCUCGGGAGUGGGAUGACUGGAAGGAUACCCAUCCUAGGGGCUAUGGCAACCGACAGAACAUGGGUUAGUCUUCCCACAACAAGACGGGCGACAGGGGGCGCACCUCUUCCCCUCGAAGAACAGCUGUGCUGUCUUCCCAGUACCUGGGUUCUGGCUUUAGCUCUGUACCACAAAGGCAAAGACGCUUAAUCUUGCUUUGCAUUCAAAUAAAGUGGCAAGCAAUUAAGUGUGUAUUUGUAGCCUAGAUGAUGAACCAGUGAUUCUUGUUCUGGCAUUGUCCUAUCAUGUAUUUCAGUUUCUUCACUGGAAAGAAGAGUACUGAGAAGUGGGCUGUAUACAGUUAAUGGCUGUGUGAAUUCUCCUUCAAAAAAAAAAAGUCCUUUGUACUACAGGAGCCUGUGCUGGAAGAAAAAAAAAAGAAAAAGUUUUAAUUUCAGACCAUCCUGUGCGGUGACUUUGGUCUCUGAGUUUGUGAGGAUGCCACACGGGCCUCCCCUGAGCUCGUCAGGUUUAGUGUGUGGUACUUUCUCUUGUCCACACCGUGUUUGAUUGCAGAUCCCUUUGAGAAUCUGACUGAAGGACUGAAAGCUUUUCUCCAAAAAGGGGGGGCUUUAAAUGUGGUGUGUGGUUUCAGGGGAUCCUCUCCCCCAAAUCCUAGACCUAGAAUUUAACAUUUAAAGGAAUGAAGCAAGAAUGACAGGAAGAGGUGGUUGCUCUUUGGAGGUUGGCACCGUGCCUUCCCUCCUUUGAUCAAAAGAGGGAGCUGCCUGCUCCUACAGCUGGAUCAAUUAAAUUCUUGCCAAACAAUAUAGAGAAAAAAA